Messenger RNA from Trichoderma citrinoviride, 1005 nucleotides. Its product is annotated as glycoside hydrolase family 16 protein. The annotation marks the transcript as partial. Gene Ontology annotation, biological process: glucan catabolic process. Gene Ontology annotation, molecular function: hydrolase activity, hydrolyzing O-glycosyl compounds. The record is from RefSeq and is a predicted model, not a curated record. NCBI's taxonomy places the organism in Eukaryota, Fungi, Ascomycota, Sordariomycetes, Hypocreales, Hypocreaceae. The transcript has 3 exons.
AUGCCUUCUAUCAACGCCCUUAGCGCGGCCUUCCUGGCUGCCGCUGGUAGUGCUGUUGCUACUCAGUUUACAUUGACCGAUACCUACGAUCACACCAACUUCUUUGACAAGUUCACUUUCAACGACUCGCCUGACUCCAACUCGGGAUUCGUCGUCUACCAGAGCCAGGCCGAUGCUGUGUCUUCGGGCUUGGCCAAGAUCACCAGCAACAACGAGGUCUACCUUGGUGUUGACCACAGCACUGUCCUCAAGGGCGCUGGCUUCCCCGGCCGUAACUCCAUCAGACUCGAGUCCAAGGCUUCUUACAAGCACGGCCUCAUCGUCGCCCGAUUCACCCACCUGCCUACCAACCGCUGCGGUAGCUGGCCUUCCUUCUGGACUCUGGGUGACAGCUGGCCCAACGAUGGAGAGAUUGACGUGUACGAGGGCUGGAACAACAUUGUCAACAACCAGCCUGCCUUCCACGUCGGCGACAGCAAAACCUUUGGUCAGUGCAUUCUCGAGAGCGCUGGCCAGACGGCGUCUGUUGCUACGAGCAACUGUGACAACACCUUCCAGAGCCCCCCUAGCCAGUACCUCAACCAGGGAUGCCAGGCCACCGAUAGCAAUGGCCCUUGGGCUUCCAGCAACGGCGGUACCUAUGCCAUUGAGUGGACCAGCGACUACAUCAAGCUGUACAACUGGGCUCGCGGCUCCGAGCCUGCCAACCUGGCCUCGGCCACGCCCGACACCGCUACCUGGGGUACUCCCGCGGUCAGCCUGCAGAACUCCAACUGCAACAUCGACAGCCACUUCAACAGCCAGCGCAUGAUCCUCGACAUCGACUUCUGCGGCAACCCCGUGGGCACCCCCGCCUACUGGCAGCAGGGCUGCUCCGCCUCCACCGGCCAGUCCACCUGUGCCGACUACGUCGCCAAGUUCCCCGGUGACUUUGCCGAGACCUUCUUCCAGAUCCAGGACAUCCGCUACUUUACGGAGGGUGCUAGCAAGCCUGCUUCGUCCUCU